CACAAAAAUGGAUAACCACCCACAGCCCCCUCGGCUGCCCUUCACGCCCAGUUUCGACCCAUCCCAGCUACCACCGCCCCCUCCACCUGAGGCCAUGCAGUACUUCCCUCCUCCACCUCCUUUGCCACCGCCUCCACCUCCAGUUGCAGUUGCAGUAGGUCCAAGACAGCAUUAUCAGCCUCUACAACAUCCUCAUGGAAUGGACUCAAUGAGCGUCGGCCAGAUAAUAACAUACUCCAACGACCCUGACCAAAGCUUGAUCUACAAGAAAGGCCAGUACAUCCCAAAAGACAUUCAGCAAAAAGUAGUCCAAGCCAUAAACGUUAUCCAAGAUAUCGAAAUGAAAGCAGGCAUGGACAUCUGCUGAAGUAACCCCGAUUACAAGAAAAUCAGAGCAAGGAGAUACUCUUCCAGCAGCUCUAGUAGAAGUUAUAGCCGUGGAAGAAGUUCUGGCUCAAGCUCCAGCUCUAUUGAAGAGUAUAAUCAUCCUAAGAAGGCAUCCAGGUUCGCCCAGAUCGGAGACCAGUACCAUAGAGAAGAACGAGGCUCUAAAAAGCACUCUAGACCAAUCAAGAAAUCCAACAGCAAUUCCCACAUGGAUGAUAUGGGUUUGCUCUCUGAUGGUAGAGCCAGGCUAUCAGCAGCAGGAGUCGUCACUGAGAGAAUAGGGCUAGGCUCAACUGACAAGAAGGGUGACCUCAUGAAUGUAGAAGAUUUUAGAAUGAAAAUGGGAAUUAAGUUUCAAGAACACAAUGAUAAAAGAAACAGAGACUCCGCUGGAGGCCAGAGAUGAUACAAGUGUAACAAGCCUGGUCAUAUAGCCAAAGAUUGCUCUUAUGGAUUCUCAUAA
Messenger RNA from Moneuplotes crassus, 850 nucleotides. The record is from the annotation of a GenBank genome assembly. NCBI's taxonomy places the organism in Eukaryota, Ciliophora, Spirotrichea, Euplotida, Euplotidae.